UGUUGCGGCCGAUGUGACGUUGGUCCCCGAGGGUCUUCAACAACAUUAGCAAAUCACAAUCAUCACAGCACAGACAGCAGCUCUUUGCCACGGCACGGAUGCCUCUCAUCCAAGAAGUGGAGCCUCCACCGUUAAGACAAAUUGAGACAACAAGAAAUGUUGCUUUUCGUCGCUGAAGCGCCUUUACUAGUUUUUAAGCGAGUGACGUUACCUGUGUUACAUAUACACUGCUGAACUAGUAAGAAAAACGUAUAGUUAAUUCGACGAGUUUUUUUUCGGAUCAGAUGGUCGCUAACAUUAGCUGGCAUUGUUGCGGUCCAUAGAAGUAAAGCUAACGUUCGCUAGCUCCUGACUAGUUCAGUGAGCCCGGUUGACAGCUAGCCAGCUACGAGAAGGAGGAGGCUUGCCAAGUUAGAUUGCUGCCUGGCUGCCUGCCUUGUAUUACUACAGCCGUUACUGGCAUUCAUUCUUACUGUUGAAAUUCAUUCACGGAUGCCUUUCUUCAAUAUAAAACUACGGAAACAAAACGGAUCCAAUACAGCGACCGUCUUUGAAGAAGGGAACCGAUGGAUCUCUUCUAGUUCAUAGUGUUGGUUGUGGUUUUUACAGAAUAGCGGAGAGUACGCUAGCUAGCUCAUGUUAGCUGGUUGGCUAACCCUUUUAGCUUCUAGUCAAAGGAAGAGCGGCUAGGUCGCUAGCCUGGAGAAAAGCCUUCCUCGCUGAGGAGUGGAGGGACCAGUCAGAACAUCGACGUGGAACGGAGAAAUUACUGUGUGAUGGCAAACGAGACAAUCAUUCUCAACGUGUAUGAUAUGUAUUGGAUCAAUGAAUACACAGCCAAUCUGGGUAUCGGCGUCUUCCACUCAGGAAUCGAGGUCUACGGCAGAGAGUUUGCCUAUGGAGGUCACCCGUACCCGUUCUCAGGGAUCUUUGAGAUCACGCCCGGCGAUGCCACCGAAUUGGGGGAGACCUUCAAGUUCAAAGAGUCGAUCAUUAUGGGCAGUACCGACUUCACAGAGGAGGACGUGGAGCGGAUAGUGGAGGAACUGGGAAAGGAGUACAAGGGCAACGCCUACCACCUCAUGCACAAGAACUGCAACCACUUCUCCUCAGCGCUGUCUGAGAUCCUGUGUGGCCGUGAGAUCCCGCGCUGGGUGAACCGACUGGCCUACUUCAGCUCCUGCGUGCCCUUCCUCCAGAGCUGCCUGCCCAAGGAGUGGCUGACCCCGGCUGCCCUGCAGUCCAGUGUGAGCCAGGAGCUCCAGGGCGAGCUGGAAGAGGCCGAGGACGCCGCCGCCACAGCUUCCACUCCUACCUCCACCGCCGCCGUGGCACCUUUCCCCAGACCCAGCCGACACCAGCCGCGCCGGUAGGCCGAGCCCAGCCCAGCCCAACCCAGCACGUACCCGGAACCCCCAACCAUCCCUGCCUUUAGCCACUCCUACUCCCACAUCACGCCACACCCGCUCACCAGCCCCCCCUGCCCUGCUCGGCUUUGACGGACAGGGCCGUCUUCCAAUGGGAGCUGCCAGAGGGAAACACUCAGGCCAAUCGCCUGGCUCUAACCAGCUGGAACUGCUCAGAGAUGCCACAGUGCCCCCUGGUGGUAGAGAAACAGCAACAGUCUCAGUUUGUGAUGGAGCCAGGGACCAGGGGCUGGCUGCAGGGACUAUGGACCUGAGAUUUUAUGUUUGUUUUGUUUUGUUUUGUCUUUUGUUUUGCUUGUUCAACACUCCUUGUCGGAGAGACAAAUACAAGCUGAUGUCAAGUUUAUGUUUCUUUUUAAGGCCUUCUGUUCUACACGCUCAGGACUCAGUGGUAGUGUCACUGAAAAGAAAGACAGACUUCAAAACCUGUCCCGUUCUGAAUUUUUUUAACACAACACUUCUUUUGUUUUUCCUUUUACGUGUUAUGUAGGUUGCACCUGGGUUUUGCAAUUCUGACAUCUCUGGAAUGAGCUUUUUGUUUACAAAGUAUGUAUGUGUGUGUGUCUGUGUACGUGUGUGUGUCAGCUGACAUUAAGCCACCUGGGACAAACCCUGAACCACCUUUUUUGUGAAAAACAAAACUCUCACACACACAAGCAGUUGAUGUCUCCCCACUUUGGUGGUCGUGCCUCAAACUUUUUACCAUUGGCCCGUGCAGCUGGAGAGCUGCUUGUUUUUCUUUGUAUCUUUCUGUAUCUCUACUCUCCAGCUGACGGGCUCCUUGCUACCCUGCAAAGACGUCAGAUGUUUUACACUGCUAGCUUUCUAGUCUUAUAUCUCCGAGACAAUAUUUGUAUCUUGUUUUAAAAUUAUUAAAGAGAAGAUAUUGAAAUUAUA
Molecule: messenger RNA, 2324 nt
Organism: Alosa alosa (allis shad)
Lineage: Eukaryota; Metazoa; Chordata; Actinopteri; Clupeiformes; Clupeidae
Gene: desi2
Product: desumoylating isopeptidase 2
Exons: 5
Coding region: 777-1373 (198 amino acids)
Biological process (GO): protein deubiquitination
Molecular function (GO): deubiquitinase activity
Source: RefSeq, a predicted model, not a curated record